Molecule: messenger RNA, 1884 nt
Organism: Saccharomyces cerevisiae S288C
Lineage: Eukaryota; Fungi; Ascomycota; Saccharomycetes; Saccharomycetales; Saccharomycetaceae
Gene: AIM9
Product: Aim9p
Exons: 1
Coding region: 1-1884 (627 amino acids)
Cellular component (GO): mitochondrion
Source: RefSeq, marked reviewed
AUGAUUAGGUACACUGUUGCUGGCCAUUCCAGAAGGUGUGUAGUAGGAGCUUCGAAAAGAGUGGGUGCAAUUAAAUGUAUCACCGUCGCCGCCACCAAGAGAUUUAUCUCCAAUAAGCCAAACGAAGUUUUUACCAAGCUAACGAAUGACAAUGAUCCAAAGAGAGAUGCCUUUUUCAAAUAUACGUGGGGCUCAUGGCUUAAAAAUGAUAAGCAAGAAAAGGAAAAAAGAUUCACGAAGUUUUCGAUUGAAGGUUUAAAUCGCAUUCUCAAUGACAUCUACAUUCAAUCUAAUGAAAUGGCUAAGGCCCCCGACGGUAAGAUCUUACCACCAGUGUUUAACAAGAACUUGACCGUUUCAUUGGUCAAUAACGUUGUACCAAAGAAUAUAGGUAAAAUCAACCCAAAUGAAAAAGUUCAAGUAACCACAUUAUCUAGUAUUCACGAAGGUAAACAUCACAGAAUAUACAAGGUCGACACGAAUUUGAACAAGGCAUUUAUCUUGAGGAUUCCUUAUCCGCUGGAAAAUGAAAACACUCUAUCCUACAGAAUAAGAAGUGAAGUAGCAACCAUGGAUUUUGCUGACUUGAAGUUGGGCAUCAAAGUUCCCAAGAUUUUUUGUUAUGGUGUCAAUUCUUUGAACCCUGUAAGGCAGCCUUUUGUCUUACAAGAAUUUAUCGAAGGAGAACUCUUGAUGAAAGAUUGGGAUCCAUUGAUUGAAGACGGUUCCUCCAAUCAAAAAAAAUAUGACAAUGUUAUUAAACAAGUUUCUGAUUUUCAGUCGAAGUUAGUGUCAUUGAAAUUAAAUGCAUUUGGAUCCAUAUAUUUUAACAAUGACUUAAAAGACGGAAAUGAGAAGGAGUUUGUUAAGGAAGACAUAUACGAUGGGGAAACUAAUCCGGAUCUACAAAACAGAUGGAAAAUUGGGCCAUCCGUGGAAAGAUGUCUCUGGAGACAUAAAUCUCACUUGGAUUUUCAUAAACAAAUGAAACCUUUUUUGGGACCAUGGCCAAAGAAGUCUCCAAUGGAUAUAAUUAAAAAUACUGGCCUAUUGGAAGCUGAAAAUGCUAAAACUAGAAUAGCCAUGAAAGAGGCAGGAAGUUCAGCUGAAUUGAUGUAUCCUCGAACUUUGAAGGAGCAAAUAACUACCUAUGAAAAUUUAGCUAAGAUUGCCCCGGAUUUAUUCAACGUCAAAACAAAGGCCAUUCCAAAUAUGCAGGAACUAUUGUCACCACGUUUGUUUCAUCCUGAUCUAGACCCCAUGAAUAUUAUUGUUAACAAAGAAGCACAAGAAGCCUAUCUAUUAGAUUUUGAAGGAGCAUGCACAAAACCUUUCAUUUUACAGAAUUCGCCACAAUUCAUCGCCUAUGAUGGGCCCAAGAUUUAUGACUUAAAGGAGGACAUAACCGAUUUUGACAAAUUAUCUGAGGCGGAAAAGGUGCAAUAUCAGUUCAUGUACAAGCGCACCCGUAAUCAACAUCAAUGGGAGAAAAAAUUAAAUGACAAUAAUCCUAAAUUAAUUACUGCAGUUGCCCCACCUGUUAAGCUACUGAGAAGCCCAUAUAUUGCAGCUGUCGAAAGAAAAACGGAAGAAGAGUAUUUACUUAUUGAUGAAUCACUAUUGCAAUUGAAGGAAGUUUGGGACAUCUUUGCCCAGAAUGAGUUAGUGAAUCAGAAAAAGUUUCCUCUAAACUAUAGUAAAGAAGAUAUUGAAAGACAUGUUGAGGAUUUGCAAAAAUUACACGAAAAGCUAAUCUCUACACCAUUUGCUGCCACUCAAGGGUGGAUUCCUCAAGAUAUGUUUGAUCAACUAUUAAAUUCCGGCAGUAUUGUUAAGCAAGAGAACGGAGACUACACCGUGAAGCAACCUGAAGCUACCAAAUAA